AUUCGUGUUACCUUGAUUAGACUCAGCUAUAUAACAAAUAUAAACAGCAUACUUUAGUACAACGUAGUGUUGUGUGAUUUAUUGUGCAAAUAUACAUUAAAAAAAACUAAAUAAACAAUGGCCAAACUAGAACGAGUGUCAGAAGGGUGUGUUCUAGGCGAAGCACCCCAUUGGGACGGUGCUACCCAAAACCUCUAUUUUGUUGACAUUUAUGGAAAAAGCAUCCUCAGAUACGUACCAUCGACCAAAAAAGUGACCAAAGCGUCACUCGCCCCACAAAGUCCCACUUUCAUCAUCCCUGUAGAAGGCAAAAAGAACCAGUUUAUUAUAGGGGCAAACAACGAACUGAAAAUAAUCUCAUGGGACGGAGAAAGUGAGAAAAUUUCAGUCGAAGAAAAAUUGUCGACAGUGGAAAGAUCGACUCAAGCACCAAACGCAGCUUUCAACGACGCCAAAUGUGACUCUGCUGGAAGAUUAUGGGCGGGUACUCAGAGUUUAGCCGCUGAACUAGCCAAAACCGAACCAGUGGGUUCUUUGUAUACCUACGACGGCAAGGGUCAAUUAAAGAGCCAAAUUGGUGGUAUUCGAGUGGCUAAUGGUCUGGCUUUUAACGACAAAACCAAGAAAAUGUUUUAUAUUGAUUCGCUGCAAGGAACGGUUGAUCAGUUUGAUUUUGAUCUUAGUAGAGGAACCAUUUCCAAUCGACAAGUUUGGUUUACUUUGAAAAAACUAAGUAUUCCUGGUAUUCCGGACGGUAUGGCCAUUGAUACCGAUGGUAAUUUAUGGGUUGCGGUGUUUGGAGGGAGCCGGGUUUUGAAAGUUGAUGGUAACAAACGGGAAACUUUGUUGGAUACUAUAAAUAUACCGGCUGAACAGGUUACUUCAGUGGCAUUCGGAGGUCCAAAUCUAGACGAGCUUUACGUUACAACAGGAGCUUUGGAGAUUGAAGGGAAAAAACUACCCCCUCCAGAGAACGGAGCCACUUAUAAAAUAACCGGAACCGGUUCAAAAGGACUUCCUGGAGUCAGUUUCAAGCCCCUUUGAAAGAAAGCCACAAAAUUUAUUUUUAAUCAUUGUUUACACGAAACGGAAUCGUCUCAUUUAUUCCGUUCGGAUUUUUCCACACCUACAAAUUAAACAGAAAUUUAAGUACAACACGAAUUACACCAUAAAAAUGACUUUAUCUAUACUUGUACAAGUGUACCUACUUCACCCAACGAAAUAAACACUUUUUAAUACA
Molecule: messenger RNA, 1240 nt
Organism: Zophobas morio
Lineage: Eukaryota; Metazoa; Arthropoda; Insecta; Coleoptera; Tenebrionidae
Product: regucalcin-like
Exons: 4
Coding region: 118-1044 (308 amino acids)
Biological process (GO): L-ascorbic acid biosynthetic process
Molecular function (GO): calcium ion binding; gluconolactonase activity
Source: RefSeq, a predicted model, not a curated record